UACGUGCUAUAACACAGUAUAUGGGACGGCAUUUCAGCUCUAAGAAGAAAGCAGUGUAUUAGUGUUUGUUAACUAAAUAAAUUUAUGGUAAAUUGGGAAAUAGCUCAAUUCAUAUUUGUAUUAGUUUGUGUGUGCAUUAUAACUGGUACCAGAUUUCGUUAAUGAAUUAAAUUGUUUGGAUGGCUACCAUGAGCUGGCUGGCUGUCGCGCUGCUGCUGGCGACUGCGGCUGCGCGCGCCGCCGGGAACAUCUGCCUGGGCCCGUGCAGCUGCUCAGCGGCAGAUGCGCGCCGCGUGGACUGCUCGCGCCGCCACCUGCUCGCCGGCUUCUACUCGGCGCGCGACUGGCCGCCCGCUCUGCAAGCCACCGCCGUCGACCUGAGCCGCAACCGCCUCGCCCAGGUGGGCCGCUUCCCGCGGCUGCCCGGGGUCCUCAGCCUCUCGCUGCGACACAACCAGAUAGCGCGCAUCGCGGCCUGUGCUUUCUGCGGCCUGGAGAGCCUGGAGGCGCUGGACCUGGGCCGCAACAAGCUCACAGGUUCCCAAAUUCGUUCCGACAUAUUUCACGCAUUGUUAAACUCCAGCCACUCCCAAGGAUCUGCUCUUAUAGCAUUAGAUCUUGGUUACAAUAACAUAUCGACAUUGCAAACCAAUGCUCUUAAGAGACUCGACUCUUUGCAAGAGCUUCGCCUUAACAACAACCCUCUGCUUUCUUUGGAGAAGAGUAUUCAAGAAGCUCUGCAAGAUUUAAAUAACUUACAAGUUCUUGAUCUUUCAUCUACAGGUCUCAUGUUUAUUAAUGACGACUUCUUCAAUUGUCCUUCGAUAAAAGGGAGCUUAAGAGAAUUUUAUCUGACAAGUAACCAUUUGACAGAAGUCCCUAAAAGUCUUUCAGCUUUAGGUUCAGUGCUUGAAAUAUUAUAUUUGAAUGACAACCCUAUUUACGAGCUAAACGAAACAUCGUUCAUUGGUUUGCGAGCGCUACGCAAGUUGUCGAUAAGCGAAAUGGGUAGUUUACUUCGCAUCGCAGCUGGCACAUUUGACUGUCAAGAGAAAUUGCAAGUUCUCUAUUGCUCUUCAAAUCCUCGACUCAACGAUAUAGACAAAGAUUCUUUCCGUGAACUUAAAAACAAGUGGCCGAUAAAAGAAGUGUACCUGAACAACAACAGCCUGGGCAGUCUGCCGUGCGAGCUGCUGCCUUGGUCUGAAGUGGACUUGCUGGAUAUCAGGGACAACCCGUGGGAGUGCGACUGCCGCCUGGCCUGGUUCGCGCGCGAGCUGGCGCCUGUCAUGAGGGCAAGCAUGGCGAUGUCAGCGCUGCGCCCCUACUGCGCGCGGCCGUUCCGCUGGAGUGGCGUGGGUCUGCUGGACAUGCCAGCUGACGCGGAGGCGUGGUGUUUGGAGGAGGCCGUCGGCUCGUCCUCAGGGUUGUCCUCCGGAAGGCCCGCCGCUAACCUCGUGGUGCUGGCCGUCGGCCUGUGUCUGCUCACCGGGGCGGCUGUCUGCGUUCUGUGCGCGCGCUGCAAGUACCUGGCCUCGUUGGUCCAGCCACUGAGCCAACCCUACUACGGCCUCAGGCAGUGAGCACCCUGUCAAGGGAGUUCCUUCUUUGCACACUACUUGGUGAUCGCCAAAAACCAGCAGCAGGUUUUACGGCCGUUGUCUCAAGUAGCUUGGCCUCUGGGUCGUUGCCGCGUCCUCGUCGAACAAUUCACCUGACGUUUCGGUCUACAUUGCAGUAGCCAUCAUCAGUAGGGGUAACUCCCCCCUUUUGAUGGCGACUGCAAUGUCAACCGAAACCGUCGGUGAGUUGUUCGCCAAGGACGCGGCUACCAACCCAGAAGCCAAGCUACUUCAGCAGUAUGUAUAUAUAGCUCUGUUACAUCUGGCAAAUAAACUGAAUUAACUAAUUAUAUCGUGUGUUUUUGUUUAUUUCCGAAGUAUUCCAAUUACUUUGGCCUAGUCCUUGAA
This is a messenger RNA of Bacillus rossius redtenbacheri, 1970 nucleotides long. RefSeq names its product leucine-rich repeat-containing G-protein coupled receptor 4-like. Gene Ontology annotation, cellular component: extracellular matrix. The transcript has 7 exons. The record is from RefSeq and is a predicted model, not a curated record. Lineage: Eukaryota; Metazoa; Arthropoda; Insecta; Phasmatodea; Bacillidae. The coding region runs from base 180 to 1583 and encodes 467 amino acids. Gene Ontology annotation, molecular function: protein binding.